Molecule: messenger RNA, 1305 nt
Organism: Ambispora gerdemannii
Lineage: Eukaryota; Fungi; Glomeromycota; Glomeromycetes; Archaeosporales; Ambisporaceae
Source: the annotation of a GenBank genome assembly
AUGAACGAGGUUUACACAUUCACUGGCGAACUGAUCAAUAAUCAUCUAGAACAACAUCUCCCUGGAGAAGAGCGAAACCCAUCGUUACAACCCUAUUGCCCAUUGUGUUACUCCCCUUUCCAAGAAUACACUCUUCCUUUCCGUCAAUUUUGGCUUUGGAUUGAAACCGCCGGAGCAAAAUCAUAUAACCGUAUUUCACAACAGACGUUCCAAGAACUGGUUGAUUACAAUUAUGACGAAGUCCACCCGACUAUAAUCCGCCAAAGAAUUGUUCGUUUAUUGAAUACCGUCCUGUUUGGAGAAUAUCUAGUAGUAGACGAUCAAAUUCAGCUCAUUAAUUUCACCUACGAAAGAUUCAUUGGAACCCACACCAAUGAGCAGAACAAUUCUGACAAUGAGGAUCCAGAAGAAAACAAUUCCAACGAGUGUUACUCUGAAACAAUCGACGCUAGAACACAGACCGAAGGAAGUGACGAAGAAAGAAGAUCCGAAAGAUCAAUUGAAGACGGGAAUCUAAUUGAUUUCAUUAGUUCAGAAAACCCAUACACCGACGACGACGAAGAAAUAAUCUACAUCGAGGAAACAAUUAUCAACGAAGAUAGUGAUACAAGCCAAACUGACGAAGAACAAGACGACGAACCCGAACAAAGAGAAAAUUCACCCCAUGAACAAGAAAAUAUGGCCAACGUUAACGACGUGUUGAACGUCGAGGGACACAUUAGCACCAGAUGUCCCAAGUCAUAUUCGCCGGCUAAUUACCAAAAUAAUCGCGAACAUAAUUGGCGAGAUCGUAAUAAUGUGAAUACCGAAAAUUCGCAUCAGCAAAACAAUAUCAGACCAAAUGCAUCAAAUGGAUCAGCGAACAAUGGACAAACAAACAACAAUACCAAUACGGCGUUGUUAAUGCAGAUUAAACAGCUCACCGAUGCAUUACAAAACGGAACAACCAGCAAUAAUUCUCUCUUAGUUACUCAUGAAUAUCUGGCAGGUGAAAGAAAGGCUAAGAUCACCACUCGACAUAAUCCACUCGAAGAAUCCUUUAAUCAAUCCUCUGAAGAGGUGAAUAAUAUUCAGAGUAGUGAACAACAACUACCAACUCUCAAAAUUCCGGAAAUUCAAGAGACAUUUUCAGAACUAUUCGAAUAUUUUCAGACUAUACGAAAGAAAUUACAACGUACUGAAGUCGACUUUAAUGAGGAGAGUGUCUACACCCUUACACCACGACAACAAGAACAGUUAAAUACCUUACUUAAUGACUUCCAUGGCAUCUUUAUCACCGACUUGGAUCAAUUAGGGAGAUCGAAU